This is a messenger RNA of Tarenaya hassleriana, 2353 nucleotides long. RefSeq names its product pentatricopeptide repeat-containing protein At5g27110. The transcript has a single exon. Gene Ontology annotation, molecular function: protein binding; RNA binding. The record is from RefSeq and is a predicted model, not a curated record. The coding region runs from base 26 to 2332 and encodes 768 amino acids. Lineage: Eukaryota; Viridiplantae; Streptophyta; Magnoliopsida; Brassicales; Cleomaceae. Gene Ontology annotation, biological process: RNA modification. Gene Ontology annotation, cellular component: intracellular membrane-bounded organelle.
GAAUAGAUUGCAAAAGAACCAAAAAAUGUCUCCAAUUUCUCCAUUGAAGAGAGAUAUUGUACGCACUUCUUCCUCUUCCCCACAGGAUGUUAGAGCUCCAACAUCAUGGAUAUAUCUAUGCAUUCGUACAUGCGUACGUCCACAUGUAUUUCUACAGUGUGUGUAUAUAUACACAAAAAUAUAUGUACUCUCAAAAGCAAUAGAGAGCUUCUAUUUACACCAAGCGUUUUUUGUUAUUCGCCUUGAAAUGGACACUUCAAGUUCAAGGUGGUUGUCACUAUUAAGAACAUGUAAUAAUAACUCCAAGUUCUUGAAACAAGUUCACCAGAGAAUACUCGCACUCGGGUUGCAAACUAACGUUGUCCUCUGCAAAAGCCUCAUCAAUGGCUACUUCUCCAUUAAGGACCACAUUUCUGCGAGACAUGUCUUUGAAGCCCUCGACAACCCAUUGCCGAUCUCCUUGUGGAACUCCCUCAUGUCUGGUUACACCAAGAGCUUCAUGUUCCUCGACGCUCUCGAGGUUUUCGGCAGAUUGGUGCAGUACCCUUUUUGCGUGGCUGAUUCUUACACAUACCCAAAUGUCCUGAAGGCUUGUGGCGCCACCGGUAAGGAGUUAUACGGUAGGAUGCUUCAUGCCCUUUUGCUGAAAAAUGGGCAUCUCUCUGAUGUCGUGGUGGCUAGCUCUCUGGUCGGAAUGUAUGCCAAGUGUAACUUGUUCGAAUGUUCGGUCCAAGUGUUCGACGAAAUGACUGAGAGAGAUGUGGCGUCUUGGAACACGAUAAUAUCCUGUUAUUAUCAAAGCGGGGAGGCCGAUAGGGCUCUGGAGAUGUUUGGUAGAAUGAAAGGCUUUGGCUUUGAGCCGAAUUCAGUUACACUGACGGUAGCCAUCUCUGCAUGUUCAAGGCUGUUGGAUUUGGAGAGAGGGAAGGCGGUUCACAGAGAUUGUCUGAAUAAAGGGCUCGUGUCGGAUGAGUACGUAAGCUCUGCUCUUGUGGACAUGUAUGGGAAAUGUGGCUGCUUGGAGAUGGCUAGAGAGGUUUUUGAACACAUGCCAAGAAAGAAUGUGAUUGCUUGGAAUUCAAUGAUCCAAGGUUAUUCUCCAGAAGGACAUAGCCAAUCCUGCAUUGAGCUCCUUAAUAGAAUGAUAAUAGAAGGAACACGGCCGAGUGAGACAACCUUAACCAGCAUUCUGAUGGCCUGUUCUCGGUCAUCUAAUCUUCGACAUGGAAAAUUCGUACAUGGAUACUUGAUCAGGAAUGUCGUGGAAGCAGAUUCUUUCGUAAACUGCUCCCUUAUCGACCUUUACUUCAAAUGUGGUGAGGUAAAGCUGGCUGAGACAGUGUUUGUGAAUACUCAGAAGAAGAUUGUUGCUUCAUGGAAUGUUAUGAUCUCUGGGUAUGUCGGUGUAGGUAUGUGGGUUGAGGCUUUUGCAGUGUAUGACCAAAUGGCAGGUGCUGGUGUGAACCCAGAUGUUGUGACUUUCACGAGUGUCUUACCCGCUUGUUCUCAACUGGCUGCACUCGAGAAAGGCAGGCAGAUUCACUUGUUCAUCAAUGAGAACAAGCUCGAAAGAGAUGAGUUGGUGAUGGGUGCUCUUCUUGACAUGUACUCUAAAUGUGGUGACAUGAAAGAAGCUUCUAGAAUCUUCGACAGUUUGCCGAAGAAAGAUGUCGUUUCUUGGACCGCAAUGAUAGCUGCAUAUGGAUCUCACGGAAAAGCUACAGAAGCUCUAAAGCUUUUCGAUGAAAUGCAGAAACUUGGUGCAAAACCGGACGGGGUAACAUUUCUUGCAGUGUUAUCAGCAUGUGGUCAUGGUGGGUUAGUUGAUGAUGGGGUCAAGAGUUUCAGACAUAUGAGAACUGAAUACGGAAUCAAACCAGGUAUUGAACAUUAUUCAUGUUUGAUUGAUCUUUUGGGAAGAGCUGGCCGUUUGCUUGAAGCUUAUGAAGUUCUGCAAGAGAAUCCAGAGACGAGAGAGAAUGCAGGGCUACUGAGCACUCUCUUCUCUGCAUGUUGCUUGCACCAUAACCAUGACUUGGGAGAGAAAAUUGCAAGGUUGCUUAUGGACAAGGAUCCAAAUGAUGCAUCCACUUACAUUGUAUUGUCCAAUCUAUAUGCUUCUGGUGGGAGAUGGGAUGAAGUGAGGCACGUAAGAAAGAAGAUGAAAGAACUGAGACUGCAGAAGAAACGGGGCUGCAGUUGGAUUGAGAUUGAUCAACAAGUAUGGCCAUUCUUAGCAGAGGACAUGUCUCAUCCAAAGGCUGACAAGAUUUAUGAUUGUCUUGCCCUUCUGAGUGAUCACAUGGAGGAGGCAGAAGUCUCAUUGUCUUAAGGUCCCUUUACAAGAAGCAUC